This is a messenger RNA of Aspergillus versicolor CBS 583.65, 1016 nucleotides long. RefSeq names its product putative mitochondrial ADP,ATP carrier protein (Ant). The record is from RefSeq and is a predicted model, not a curated record. Gene Ontology annotation, molecular function: ATP:ADP antiporter activity. Bases 9 to 800 code for a protein of 263 amino acids. The transcript has 2 exons. NCBI's taxonomy places the organism in Eukaryota, Fungi, Ascomycota, Eurotiomycetes, Eurotiales, Aspergillaceae. Gene Ontology annotation, biological process: mitochondrial ADP transmembrane transport; mitochondrial ATP transmembrane transport. Gene Ontology annotation, cellular component: mitochondrial inner membrane.
AGGAUGAGAUGCUUCGCGCUGGUCGUCUCGACCGCAAGUACAACGGUAUCGCCGACUGCUUCCGUCGUACCGCUGCCUCCGAGGGUGUUGUCUCUCUCUGGAGAGGUAACACUGCCAACGUCAUCCGUUACUUCCCUACCCAGGCUCUGAACUUCGCCUUCCGUGACACCUACAAGUCGAUGUUCGCCUACAAGAAGGAGCGUGAUGGCUACGCCAAGUGGAUGGCUGGUAACCUUGCCUCCGGUGGUGCUGCUGGUGCCACUUCUCUUCUCUUCGUCUACUCUCUUGAUUACGCCCGUACCCGUCUUGCUAACGACGCCAAGUCCGCCAAGGGUGGUGGUGAACGUCAGUUCAACGGUCUCGUUGACGUCUACAAGAAGACCCUCGCUUCCGAUGGUAUUGCCGGUCUCUACCGUGGUUUCGGUCCCUCUGUUCUUGGUAUCGUCGUCUACCGUGGUCUGUACUUCGGUAUGUACGACUCUAUCAAGCCUGUUGUCCUGGUUGGUCCUCUUGAGGGCUCUUUCCUCGCUUCCUUCCUCCUCGGCUGGACUGUCACCACUGGUGCUGGUAUCGCUUCUUACCCUCUUGACACCGUCCGUCGUCGUAUGAUGAUGACCUCCGGUGAGGCCGUCAAGUACAACUCCUCCUUCGACGCUUUCCGCCAGAUUGUUGCCCGUGAGGGUACCAAGUCCCUCUUCAAGGGUGCUGGUGCUAACAUCCUCCGUGGUGUCGCUGGUGCUGGUGUCCUGUCCAUCUACGACCAGGUCCAGCUCAUCCUCUUCGGCAAGAAGUUCAAAUAGAUGUCUCGCCCACAGUGACAUCUGUUCAGUUGGUGUAAGUCUUUUGGGGAAGGGGUUGGCCGCUGCCUGGAGUAAAAGCCAGGUAGCGGACGAUGGUGAAGGGGAUCUAUUAGAGAUAUGCUUCAAGAGUGGUAUGGUCUUGAGCAUACAAAGUGUGACAUUUUCUCUUGUACCAGUUGUACUUUACUGCCUGCAAGCUUUUUCCUUUUCGCCAAC